UUGUUUACAUUUUUCGUUGCGAUUUCUAGAGAAAAAAAACAUUAUUUAGAUCGUUUUAAACAAUUGUUAAACGUUUUUAAUAGAAUAAAUAUGGAUAUUGGGGAAUUGUUAUCGUUUAAGCCAGAAUCUACGCCUAAAAGACCACACGAGGAUGAUGACUAUGGUGGUUCACCGGAACAUCCUGCAACUCGGCAAGACGAAAAAUCCAGACGUUUUAAACGUAUAGCACAGGCCAAAGAAACGGCUGAUUUUGCUAAACCAGAACCACCACCUUUGACUGGGGUAGCUGCGAUUUUAAUGGAUCCCGAAUUGACGGAGGAGGAACGCAUUAAUAUCUUAAAAUAUGUUGAGAGCGAAGAAGCCGAGGGUGAAGUCUUAGAUGAGCAGGGCUUAAAAAAGCUAUUGUUAGUUUUUGAGAAGAAAAACUUAAAGAAUCAAGAGCUAAGAAUCAAAUAUCCCGAUAAUCCGGUUAAAUUUAUGGAUUCAGAGUUGGAGUUGCAUGGAGUUAUACAGGAAUUAAAAGCAGUGGCUACUGUGCCGGAUUUGUAUCCCGUUUUGGUAGAAUUAAAUGGCAUACCCAGCUUAUUAGAGCUCUUAAAUCAUCCGAAUACAGAUAUUGCGGUGGCAAUUGUGGAUUUGUUGCAAGAAGUGACAGAUGUGGAUAUUUUGGGUGAAAGUAGUGAGGGAGCUGAGGUACUUAUAGAAGCUUUACGCAAGCAACAGGUGACUGCACUUUUGGUGCAAAACUUGGAUCGUCUUAAUGAGCAAGUUAAAGAAGAGGCCGAUGGUGUACACAACACUUUAUCGAUUAUUGAAAAUUUAACAGAAAUAAAUAGCGAUGUUGUGCGUGAAGCUGCCGAACAGGGUUUACUAAGUUGGAUUUUGAAAAGACUUAAACAAAAGCCUCCCUAUGAUGCCAACAAACUAUACUGCAGUGAAAUCUUGUCUAUACUUAUACAGACAAAUAAUGACAACAGACUUAUGUUGGGCGAAGUAGAUGGCAUUGAUAUUUUAUUGCAACAAUUGGCUUUUUAUAAAAAACAUGAUCCCGCCUCUACGGAAGAGCAGGAAUAUAUGGAAAACCUGUUCAAUUGUAUGUGUUCUGCUCUAAUGACCAAAGAAAAUCGAGAACGUUUUUUAAAGGGAGAAGGUCUACAGUUGAUGAAUUUAAUGUUGAGAGAAAAGAAAAUGUCUAGAAAUGGUUCUUUAAAAGUACUGGAUCACGCCAUGUCUGGACCAGAUGGUAGAGAUAAUUGUAAUAAAUUUGUGGAUAUCUUGGGAUUGCGCACAAUUUUCCCAUUGUUUAUGAAAACACCUAAGAAAAGCAAACGUUUAUUGUCUGCCGAUGCCCAUGAGGAACAUGUUUGUGCGGUAAUAGCCAGCAUGUUGAGAAAUUGCAAGGGAGCUCAGCGUCAAAGGCUGUUGUCGAAAUUUACCGAAAACGAUCAUGAAAAGGUGGAUCGUUUAUUGGAGUUACAUUUGAAGUACUUGGAAAAAGUGGAAGCUGUUGAUAGGGAAAUAGAUCAACAGCAAAAGGAUCAUGAUGAAGACGAAGAUGAGGAAGCUGAAAAUAAUUAUAUUAAACGUUUAACGGGUGGUUUAUUUACUUUACAAAUGAUUGACUAUAUAAUUUUGGAAAUCAGUUCUACCACUGAAAGCAUUAAACAGCGCGUGGUUCAAAUUCUCAAUUUGAGAGGUGCCUCUAUGAAGACCAUACGUAGUAUAAUGCGUGAAUAUGCUGGCAAUUUGGGUGAUGAUGGCGAUACAGAUUGGAAAGAACAGGAACAAUCUCACAUUUUAUCGUUAGUGGAUCGUUUUUAAUUUAAUGUUAAUGGAUAUUUAUGAUCGAAAUAAAAAUUCCAAAAAUAAAAAAACAAAAAA
This is a messenger RNA of Calliphora vicina (urban bluebottle blowfly), 1881 nucleotides long. Its product is annotated as beta-catenin-like protein 1. NCBI's taxonomy places the organism in Eukaryota, Metazoa, Arthropoda, Insecta, Diptera, Calliphoridae. Bases 91 to 1821 code for a protein of 576 amino acids. The transcript is spliced from 4 exons. Gene Ontology annotation, cellular component: spliceosomal complex. The record is from RefSeq and is a predicted model, not a curated record.